AUGUACAAAAAAUCUUUACAGGAUAUAUCUUAUCGAUAUGAAAAGAAUUAUAGGUUUAAAAACAAAUUAAAUGAUGUAAAAGUUGUCGCAACACAGUCUAUAAGUUAUGGGAAAAUUAUUCGUACAUUGUGUGGAAUGACAGCAGCUAUUAAACCUGAAGAUAUAAAAAUUGGUGUGAAUGACUUCUCAAUCUUGACGAGUUCGCGCACCAAAAAAGAUUUGUUAUUCCUGGGCCCUGCGGCAUACAUUAAUCACAGUUGCCAAUACAAUACUGAAUGGGUCGCCGGACAUGGCGAAGGCGUUUGGUGCGCGAAAGCAAUAGAAAACAUACCCAUUGGCUCUGAAAUAACAACGUACUACGGUGAUAAUUACUUUGGUUCAAGAAUAUUGGAUGUACAAGAUCCAAUAGCCAAAGUCAAAUCUCCUGUGACACAAGUAGAGAGUAUGGGUGAACACAAUCAAGAUACAGACGAUACAGAAGAUAGUGAUACUCGUGUAGGGAGUAUGGAUGUACAAAAUCAACCUGAAUACCAAACAGCAGAUCCAAUAGCCAAAGUCAAAUCUCCUGUGACACAAGUCAAGAGUAUGGAUGUACAAGAUCAACCUGAAUACCAAACAGCAGUUCCAAUAGCCAAAGUCAAAUCUCCUAUGACACAAGUAGAGAGUAUGGGUGAACACGAUCAAGAUACAGACGAUGCAGAAGAUAGUAAUACACGUGUAGGGAGUAUAGAUGAACAAGAUCAAACUGAAUACCAAACAGAAGUUCCAAUAGCCAAAGUCAAAUCUCCUGUGACACAAGUAGAGAGUAUGGGUGAACACAAUCAAGAUACAGACGAUGAAGAAGAUAGUGAUACAGAUGAUGCUGAAGAUAGUGAUACAGAUGAUGCUGAAGAUAGUGAUACAGAUGUAGGGAGUAUGGAUGAACAAGAACAACCUGAAUACCAAACAGAAGUUCCAAUAGCCAAAGUCAAAUCACCUGUGACACAAGUAGAGAGUAUGGGUGAACACGAUCAACCUGAAAACCAAACAGCAGUUCCAAUAGCCAAAGUCAAAUCUCCUGUGACACAAGUCAAGAGUAUGGAUGUACAAGAUCAACCUGAAUACCAAACAGCAGUUCCAAUAGCCACAGUAAAAUCUCCUGUAACACAAGUAGAGAGUAUGGGUGAACACGAUCAAGAUACAGACGAUGAAGAAGAUAGUGAUACAGAUGAUGCUGAAGAUAGUGAUACAGAUGUAGGGAGUAUGGAUGAACAAGAACAACCUGAAUACCAAACAGAAGUUCCAAUAGCCAAAGUCAAAUCUCCUGUGACACAAGUAGAGAGUAUGGGUGAACACGAUCAACCUGAAAACCAAACAGCAGUUCCAAUAGCCAAAGUCAAAUCUCCUGUGACACAAGUAGAGAGUAUGGGUGAACACAAUCAAGAUACAGACGAUGAAGAAGAUAGUGAUACAGAUGAUGCUGAAGAUAGUGAUACAGAUGUAGGGAGUAUGGAUGAACAAGAACAACCUGAAUACCAAACAGAAGUUCCAAUAGCCACAGUCAAAUCUCCUGUGACACAAGUAGAGAGUAAAUACACCUCCCAUUCUUAUACUGAUAAAUUCUAUGUUACAGAAACACAUAUUUAUAAAUGCACAUAUCCUCAAUGUGUAAGGAAAUUUAAAAGAGCAGUGUGGUGUGAUCGUCAUUUGGAGAGACAUUUCAAAAAUCAUGUUUGUCCUACAUGUCAGAAAAAAUUUCGCUGUCCUGAAUGUGGAGUUUGUUUCGGUAUGUCUAUCACAUUGUUUCGACAUAGAAAAAAGAUUCAUCUUUAUCGGGUGGAGGCGUAA
Messenger RNA from Acyrthosiphon pisum (pea aphid), 1827 nucleotides. RefSeq names its product serine-aspartate repeat-containing protein F-like. The transcript has 15 exons. Bases 1 to 1827 code for a protein of 608 amino acids. NCBI's taxonomy places the organism in Eukaryota, Metazoa, Arthropoda, Insecta, Hemiptera, Aphididae. Gene Ontology annotation, cellular component: nucleus. The record is from RefSeq and is a predicted model, not a curated record. Gene Ontology annotation, molecular function: histone H4K20 methyltransferase activity; protein binding.